This is a messenger RNA of Naegleria gruberi, 969 nucleotides long. RefSeq lists its product as uncharacterized. The transcript has 2 exons. Gene Ontology annotation, molecular function: ATP binding; protein kinase activity. Bases 1 to 969 code for a protein of 322 amino acids. Lineage: Eukaryota; Heterolobosea; Eutetramitea; Acrasida; Naegleriidae. The record is from RefSeq and is a predicted model, not a curated record. Gene Ontology annotation, biological process: protein phosphorylation.
AUGUCAAUUGACUUGUCGUCAUCCUCAAAGAAGAAGCAUCACGAUGACAUUUUAAACAAGUUUGGUCUCGAUGUGAACAUUACACUUGUUGGAUCUGGUGGUUUUGGUUGUGUGUACAAGGUUGAUGUGUCAGAAAAUUGCUAUGCCAUAAAGGCAGUUGAUUUUGUGGAGGAUAAUCAAAUUUCGGAGAAACCAACAAGAAGUGAAGUGGUUAUAGAAGCCAUGAGAGAUUUUAAACAUGAGAGAUUGUUGAAUAUUAUGGAGAGGUUUGAAGUGGACUAUACUUUGUACAUGGUUUCGAAUUUUUGCAAAUACGAAACAUUGGAACAAAUUGGAGGAUAUUUGAAACUAGAUGAAUACCAUUGUUUGUUGAUACUGAAUCAAUUACUGGAAGGUUUAGAAUAUUUGCAUUCCCAAAAACUCAUACAUAGAGAUAUUAAACCUAGUAAUGUCCUAGUGGAAUCAAUAGAUCCUACACGAGUUAUUCUCGCAGAUUUUGGGUUAUUAUUGCAUGAGCAUGGAAAUAGAGCUGAUCAAAUGUGUGGUACCUUAUACUAUCUGCCUCCUGAAAUUUCCCCAACAGGAGGAAAACGAUUCACCUUCGCAGCUGAUAUUUAUUCACUCGGAUUGACCAUAAUUUCAAUGAUGGGAGUUCAUAUUCAGUUUCCAAGAACCUCACUUACUGUCAAAGGUCAAGUAAUUCAGGGACUAAGGGAGAAAUUAAGUAAGGCAACUAUAGAUAUCCUAUUGGAUAUGAUUCAUCCGUCACCUUCUCUCAGAGCUAACUUUUGCACAAACUUAAAAAAGAGAGUCAAUCAAGUGAUGAAAACUCUUGAAAACACUGAAAAUCUCUAUCAGAAUCGGCAAAUGUAUGAAGAUAUUGAGGAAACUGCCUUUUACAAAAUUGGUUAUUUCCUAAACGAAGUUGUGGAUAUUAUAACCAAUACCAAAACAGCAAAUAUUAUUUAA